This is a messenger RNA of Conger conger (European conger), 1994 nucleotides long. Its product is annotated as G8 domain-containing protein DDB_G0286311-like. The coding region runs from base 594 to 1295 and encodes 233 amino acids. The transcript has 9 exons. The record is from RefSeq and is a predicted model, not a curated record. NCBI's taxonomy places the organism in Eukaryota, Metazoa, Chordata, Actinopteri, Anguilliformes, Congridae.
CAAUAGCUCCCACUUCUGAGGCUCCUUCAACUGGAACAACCACAACUCGUCCUGGUUCCUCCAUACCUGCAGCUACUACAACAGCUGGUCGCACCUCAACUACCACACCCUUCACUCCCAUUGAAACAAGCAGUGGUAGUAACCCUGCUGUGACAAGCACCACUCAAGCUAUAAUAUCUCCAACUUCUGGAGCUCCUUCAGCUACAACAACCACAACUCGUCCUGUUUCCUCCUUACCUGCAGCUACCACAAUAGCUGGUCGCACCUCAACUACCACACCAAUCACUCCCAUUGAAACAAGCAGUGCUAGUAACCCUGCUGUGACAAGCACCACUCAAGCUACAAACCCUCCACCUCCCAGUUUUGUAUUUAUUAUUAUAGUGACCCUGAGAACUCCAUUCAGCCCUGAGCUGGAAAACAACCAGUCACCUGAAUUUAAAGCCUUAGCAGCAGACUUUGUUGCACUGACUGAUGCAAUUUACAGAGCACGUUAUGGACGUAUUUACAUUCGAACUAUUGUCAGAGGAUUCAGGGGUAUUACUCUCAGAACAAUUGGAACAGAUGUGGAUGCAGAGCUGAUUUUCAACAACACCAUGAGUAACAACAGUGUAGUCAGCACUGGGGAUUUGAUGAACACUUUGGAAAGUGCUGCGGAAGACCCAAAUUCAACUCCAAUAAUGAACUUCAAUCAUACUAUAUCAGUCAUAAGGGUGAUAAGUGCGGCCAGUGCUUCUACAACACCCACAACAAAUCUGACAACAGCAAGUGCGGCCAAUGCUUCUACAACACCCACAACAGAUCUGACAACAGCAAGUGUGGCCAGUGCUUCUACAACACCUACAACAACAGCAACAGCCACCACCAUGGCCACAACCUCCAGCCCACUUUCCAACUUAACUGCCCGGAUAGAGUUUACUUCAAGAGAAACAUUUGUGGCCGAUCUGUUAAAUCAAAAUUCAGAAGCUUUUCAAGCCAGAUCAAAACUCACCAAGGAACAGAUUGAACCGGUUUUUAGACGUGCAUUCCGUUCCUUCAACGUUUUGAUUAUACAACGUUUCAGGGAAGGAUCUAUUGUCACAACGGGAGAUCUGUUCUUCAACGAAUCAUUACCCAGCAAUGCCCAAAUUGUCAGCACCCUCACCAAUGCCAUCAUGAAUUCAGAAAUCUCUUUUGACAUUGACCCUAACUCCAUUACUGUGACAUCUGCAAUGAGCAAUGGAGUCUCCCAUGUGACCAGUAUGCUCACAGCUUCCUGUCUGGCCAUGGUGUCAGUGCUGCUCUCCUACUGCUGGUAGACUCAACUACAGCUUAUUCAUUGAACAUCAUCCCUGGACAUCACCAUGCAUAACUGAAGGAGUGACAGAAGUCUAAUUUAAUGUUACCUACAAUAGAGCACUGUGGCUUAGGACAUUUGUAUACAUUGUUAAAUGCAUAGUCAUACUAUAGUGCAAUGCUUUGCAAAUAAUUUAUUAUAAAAAUGGUGUCAUGAUGUAUACACACAAUUUGGAUUUGGAAAACAUAUUUAACUCUAUACAUUGUGGGUUUGUAAAAUAAUGUAUUAAUAAUGUUAUAUUGUUGACUUUACAACUGGUAGUUCUACUGUGAUAAUGAUCACAGUAGAAUGUGUUAUGUAUUCCGUGCAGGCACUCUUGCAAAAAAUGUAUGCUUACACACACACACACUCACAGUCACUCACACACACACACAGACAGUUAAUGCGGCUCUGUUUUUUUUUUGUUUUUUUUAUGUGAAUCAAAGUAAUUAUAGCUGAAUCAAAUGCUUCUACAGAUGCUAUGCAAAUAGAGGGAAAUUAAUGCUUACUGACAUUACCGACAAUUCAAUAUUUUGUCGAAAAUGGAAAAUAGUUGUUCCUGACUAUACUACAUGUGCUACUUGUUAGAAAGUAAUAGUUAUCCCUGGUGCUUAAAUUAACAUGCCUUAGCAGCACGUGAAAUUCUAAAAUGCACAAAAUAUAAAAAGAGGAUGCAUCCCAA